GAUAAGCUGUCAGACGUCCUCUUCCUCGAAUGGCAGCACCAGGCCGACGUUCAGGGAACUGACGUCAAAAAUCUGCGGUACUACUUCCAGCUUCCGGUGAAGAACACCCCAUCGCAGGCUGCCAUAGCUCGGGCUCUCGAAGGGCGGCCUGUGUCAAAAUGGCCGGGUGUAACGUUGAGCAUGGACUCCGAGGAGGGGAAGGCUCUGCUGGGGACUCCGAAUGGAAACAGCCUGGGUUGGUUCCUUAUCAACCACAAGGCUCAACUGGGGCUGAAGACGGUCGAGUCGGUAACGGUGUUUGGAGUGGGA
Mytilinidion resinicola is the source of this 309-nucleotide messenger RNA. RefSeq lists its product as uncharacterized. The transcript has a single exon. The annotation marks the transcript as partial. The record is from RefSeq and is a predicted model, not a curated record. NCBI's taxonomy places the organism in Eukaryota, Fungi, Ascomycota, Dothideomycetes, Mytilinidiales, Mytilinidiaceae.